Messenger RNA from Mercenaria mercenaria, 2352 nucleotides. RefSeq names its product ornithine decarboxylase-like. Gene Ontology annotation, molecular function: ornithine decarboxylase activity. The record is from RefSeq and is a predicted model, not a curated record. The coding region runs from base 1188 to 1943 and encodes 251 amino acids. The transcript has 10 exons. NCBI's taxonomy places the organism in Eukaryota, Metazoa, Mollusca, Bivalvia, Venerida, Veneridae. Gene Ontology annotation, cellular component: cytoplasm.
CAUAAACAUAUAUAUUUGCCUGGUUGUGUAUGACGAAGUUAUGUAACGCUUUAUAAUCUUUUUUUUACAAAACUAUUUUAAUCUACUAGUAUGUGCUUUUGAUGUCCUAGGAAAUAACUUCCUUGUUCGUAAUCGCCGUGACCACAUGUUAAAAUGCAGACCUGCAUCGGAAAAGAAUGUUACGUGAAGUUACAUCGCGACAGUGCCUCCACUGUUGAUCUAGUGAAGGAACAGGUGGAAAUAGCCGAAAAGGAGGUAACAGAGAGAGAGGAACCAGAAGAAAAAUGAUAAGGAGCAGAGAAGUCCAUUUUUGCAUCGAAAUGAACAUUUGUAAAAUAAACCGGUUCAUUUUUAAGUAAUAUACAAAACACCUUUGCCUCAGAGACCUUUGUGUUCCACUAAGGUUGAACAGGGGUCCUUUAUUCGUAACAGAUCUUGGGGCAUCUAUACAUCGUUUAUUGCUUUGGCAACAUUAGGUUCAGGCUACUAAAGUAUUUCCGAUGUAUUGUAAAUACAUUUUAUCAAAGUUCAAACAAGAGGUGUACAAUUCACAAAUAUAAAGUGCAGUUGGAACUAUUAUGCAGUUAGAUAGAAAUAUAACUGUAAACUGAAAAUUGGUCUUGCGCAAUGGCCAACGUUUUCAAUGAGGUUGGCCACUUCGGCAUAGUCGGUGACACUGGUAAUCUCUAGACGUCUGAAAACAGUAAAAAUACAUGGGAUAGUAUAAUAUGUAUUAAAAAGAAUUAAGGUAUUCCUAAAAAUAUUUUAUCCAUCACAGAAAAGCGACAGACAUUUUUGUAUAUGAAACCUUGGAGACAUCAUUAACAAGUAUCAACAAUGGAUGCGGCUCAUGCCAAGAGUCAAGCCAUUUUACGCUGUCAAAUGUAACGAAGAGUUCGCAGUGUUGAAAGUACUUGCAGACUUGGGUGCAUCAUUCGACUGUGCUAGUAAACAUGAAAUUGAGAAAGUGCUGGACAUGGGUGUAUCUCCUACACGAGUGAUAUACGCCCAACCCUGCAAACAGAUGUCCAUGCUGAGCUUUGCAGAACAGAAAGGAGUAGAGAAGAUGACUUUUGACAACGUAGCAGAGCUUUAUAAAGUCAAAAGACUUUAUCCAGCAGCAAAACUCGUUUUGAGAAUUAUGAUAGACAGCGAGUUUAAAGGCAGGCAAGAUUUCAGUUGCAAAUAUGGUUGCCAUCCAGCGGAAGUUUCCGGUGUUUUACAGACUGCGAAAGACCUACAGCUUGACGUUGUUGGCGUCAGUUUUCAUGUUGGCAGUAACUGUUAUGAUUCGAGAGCAUUUUCCACGGCUAUACAACAAGCACGUCGGAACUGGCAUGAGUUUUUGUAUGAAACUGCUCGACAUAGGUGGCGGGUUCCCUGGACAACUCAAUACAUAUGACACAUUUCACGAGAUAACUGGUGUUGUAAACAAGAGCUUACAGACAUACUUCUCCGUGGAUAUGGGCGUGGAGGUGAUUGCAGAGCCUGGGCGGUAUAUGGUCGCUUCCGCAUUUACUCUCGGAGUUCAAAUUAUUGCUAAACGGACAGUACCUUCUACAUUAAGUCAACAUAAUAAAGCUGAAUGCACAAACAGUGCAGAGACACAGGACAGUAUAAUGUACUACGUGAAUGAUGGUGUAUAUGGGACUUUCUUGAGUAAACUUUCAGUUGGGAGAAAGUAUGAAGCCAAAUCUUUAAAGGCUGAUGAAGAUGCUGUCAUAUACGAGAGUAGUAUAUGGGGACCAUCUUGUGACAGUGUGGACUUCUUAGUGGAGUCUACACAACUACCUUCACAUGAAGUAGGAGAAUGGCUUUACUUCCCAGACAUGGGUGCUUACACUUUGUCAUCUAUCACAAAGUUCAAUGGAAUGGAGGAACCAAAACAAAUCUACUACUGCCUUGCAAACACCUGGUACCAAGUAUAUAAAGAAGAGCAUUAAAGUGGAGGAAUUGGUGUAGUAUUAUAGUACAUUCAUGAGGGAGUGUAUCCUAACAAUAUCUAUUCUGUGUCCUGGAAAUCAUCGUCGAGUUAUCAGGAUUGAGAAUUAAGUGAGAAAAAUGGACACAUAUAGCAGUAACAGGGACUUCAAAAUAGAGCAGAGCAGCCUAAUAACUUUAAUGUCAUUCAUCAUUUAUACGAAUGUCUAUAACUCAAAAAUAAAACAAGUUCACCCUGACAAUUUUCAUGUAUACUGAAUUAACAAUAGAGUUUUGUCAAUAAUGUUCCAAAAUAUAGCCUGUUGAAAGGUUACUGGGUAAGUAAUUUGGUGUGACCUUGACCCUUGGCAUAACAGCUCCAUAAACAAUAGGUUUCAUCUAAUGAACACAGGAAAAUAACAUACGAAGAUG